AUGCCAGUGUGUGGGGAGAAAAAAACCAGCCUGGUUUUCUCUAAGGAUGGAAAUGAGGUUAGUUUCCUGAAGAAGGUUCGGGUGGCAGCGGCCACCACUGACUCCGUGACCUUCCAGCCGGAGGACGUGCACACCAGGCACUGUUUUCACAGAAGAGGCUGCCGGGGUGGCACUGGGGCCGACAUCUCUCCCCCCAGAACUCUCUCCUGGAGCCACAGGGCUGUGAGGUUGUCACUGUGCACUCACUGCGGGCCAAGUCCUACGUCCCUGUUCACAGGGGAAGACUUAAAGGAAAAAGCUGCUGCACAGAGGGAAACAGAAGAAGAUUGUUCUGGCUGCCUUCCGGGCCCUGGGUCCAUCCUGUCCCCGAGUCCAGCGUCAGGCCUGUCUUCCAUAAAGCUUGGCUGUCCACCCUGUGACAUCCUGCUUCCCGCUCCGGAAUUUUCAGCGGCUGUCCACACAGGGCGCAGGGCACACGGGCCCCAGGCGCUCGUCCCCUCGCAGGCUGGAAUCCCCACCUGGGCCCAGGGAGUCCUGGGCCACUGUGUGGACUCCUGGGGGUCUGGGAACCCUGCAGAAGGUUCCCGCCCAGCAUCCAGUUCGCAAAGGCACAGGCCUUGCACACUUGUCUCCUGGACUGACCCACGUGUGUCUGGCAAACAUCCCAACCCACAAGACGAGAUAUGUUUCGACUGGAACAUAGCGGCCCGCAGUCUCAAUCUUCUGGAUUCCCGUCUCAGUUCAGAACGAAUCAUAAGCAGCCUUUCCCUGUCCACGUUCUGGAUGCCUUAAGAAUGCCUCUUGCCUCUUGAAACUGCUGCAGGAGUGAAUGAAAAUACCCAGUCUUUCUGCAGGAACUUGACUGCCCGCCUUUCGCCCUCACAAAACCGCCCCAAGCCGUGGUGUGAAGAUCAGUGUCUCCUGGAUCAUUACAGGAGUUAACUCAGCUGAGCCCGUCUUUGCUAAGUACAGGUUAAAAAAAAAAAAAAUCCUACUUUUCCAAAAUGAAAUAAAUGGACAGAGAUUUGGAUGACAA
This is a messenger RNA of Camelus dromedarius (Arabian camel), 1036 nucleotides long. RefSeq lists its product as uncharacterized. The record is from RefSeq and is a predicted model, not a curated record. NCBI's taxonomy places the organism in Eukaryota, Metazoa, Chordata, Mammalia, Artiodactyla, Camelidae. The coding region runs from base 1 to 792 and encodes 263 amino acids. The transcript is spliced from 6 exons.